Molecule: messenger RNA, 3972 nt
Organism: Acanthosepion pharaonis
Lineage: Eukaryota; Metazoa; Mollusca; Cephalopoda; Sepiida; Sepiidae
Source: the annotation of a GenBank genome assembly
AUGGAAAUACAUUUACUGAAAUGCUGGCGGAAGCUGUGCUUAGUGGCCUUACUUGUCACAGUCCUACAGAUGUGUGAAGCUCAAUACAACCAAGGUGAAGAAUUGAAAGCGUUCACAUGUGAAGGAAGCACACUGUCCAUCAGUUGUUUACACAAGGGACUCAUUCGUAUUGUGCGUGCCAACUAUGGCCGAUUUACCAUAACACAGUGCAAUUUCUACGCACAAACGGAGGGUUGGGACAUGCAAUGUCACUCUCCCAACUCUGACAUUGUGGUUCGACAAAGGUGCGAUGGGCGUGUCACUUGUAACAUCGCUGCGGAAAAUGAUGUGUUUGGAGCUGACCCAUGUCCUAGCACUUACAAGUACCUGGACGUGCAUUACAUAUGUGAGAAAGAUCGUGCACAAACAGUCCCCAAAUCCCAAGUGGCUAAAGUGGGUGAUGAUGUAGAGCUUGUCUGUUCCAAGGAUGAUAUGGAAGAUUCCUCUGUCACCCUUGAGAUGCUUGCUACUACAAAAUGGUCAAAAAUUGAAGGAAAUAUUUCCAGCAAUGCUCGUGAGGAGGGCACUAAAUUGAUUAUACCGGAUGUGACUGCCAAAGACGCUGGUACAUAUUGCUGUACGGUCACUUUCGGGUCGAAGUCCUUCCAGUCUAAGAUCUCCUUAAACAUUUCCUCUCCUUACCCUCCACAUGUCAGCAAGGUUCAGACAACAAGAAUGACCACCACUACUACUUCAACCACCCGCCAACCUGCCACACCUCGGUCCACACCAAGAAGACGACCAAGUCCGUCCACUAUGCCAACCACCACAGUUACUACUGCUUCAACCACCACCUCCACAACAACCACAACUACCAAAUCUCCUCGAACUACUGCACGAAGGAUUACCAAAAAGAAGCCCACAACAACUCCACGGAUUCCCAAUAAUAUUCCCAAAAGAAGUACAACACCAACAUCUACAACGCGUAGAAUUAGGAAGAAAUGUAAAGACAAAGUUGUAGAUGGAAUAUGGUGGCCCCCAGUAAAUGCUGGGGUUAUUUCUGAGAGACCCUGUCCAGAAGAUAAAAUUGGUAUUGCAAAAUGGGAAUGUGAUCAAGAAGAUUGGAUUGGUUCUGUGCCCAACUACACAGACUGUGUGGCUCCUUGGCUUCAUGACAUUGCAGAUACUGUCAACUAUACCAAACCACAGAAUUCAAUGACAGAAUUAUCAAGGUCUAUGAAGAUAUCCAAACUUGGUUCAGGUGAUAUAAUCAAAACAACAAAAGAAAUCAUUCCAGAAUUGACUAAAAUCCUUCAAAAAGAGGUAGAAAAACCUGGAGAAAAACACAAUACCAAAUCUAAAAUAGAUGCAGUAACCAAUUUCACAGAGGGUUUUAUCAGUGUUGGUAGUGCCAUGUUACAGUCUAACCAGCAAGAUGGGUGGAAUGAAAUGCCACCUGAGGAGCGUUCAAGGGUUGCAACUUCCUUAACUCAAACAAUGGAAAGCACAGCUUAUGAAAUAGCUUCCCUUUUAAAUAUGACAUCUCAGAUUGAAAUUGCAACCGAUAAUAUCAAACUUGAAAUUUCUGUGACUGAAAUCAAUAAAACAAAAGAUAUAAGAUUGCCAUCCAGUCCCUAUGCACAUUCUUUGCGUGAACCAUCAGAUUUUAUCACCAUUCCAAAAGAAAAUUUGGUUGCAAAUGCCAAACAAGGAAUGGUACGUGUCGUGUGCAUGCUUUACAACAAUUUGGGAAAUUUGCUGAAACAAACUGCAAAAGAAAAAAAGGAACCUGAAAAAAAAUUGAAAUUUGACCCAUCAGAAAUUCAUCAUGGAAAGUUUUCUAAGACUCCUCAAUUGAGUGUUCAACAGGAGGAAAAUGCUAAUGAGAUCCUGGCUGCUGAAAUCCCUAAAAAGGAGGCUGUUCAAAAAAUAAACACAAAGAUUUUGUCAGUAUCCAUGACUCAUACGCAUACUUUCCUGCCCCUGGAGAAGCCAGUGGUAUUUGUUUUGAAACACAAUCAAGAGGAACUAACAGAAAAUCCAAAAUGUGUAUUCUGGGACUAUACAUCAUCAAUGGAUGGCCAUUGGUCAACAGAAGGUUGCACUUUAUUGUCCACUAACAACACCCACACAACCUGCGAAUGUAACCAUCUUACUAGUUUUGCUGUACUUAUGGAUUUUAUCGGGACAAAGCUCCCUUAUCACCAUGAACAUGCUCUGUAUAUCAUCACUAUGGUUGGCUGCAUCAUUUCUAUUGUUAGUUUGUUCUGCUGCUUUUUUACUUUCUGCUAUUUCAGAAAUCUUCAAUGUGAACGUAAUACUAUCCACAAGAAUUUGGUGCUGAGCUUGAUGCUGGCAGAGAUUGUAUUUGUAGCCGGCAUCCACCAAACUGAAUAUAAAAUCUUAUGCUCUGUAGUGGCAGGUGUACUCCACUAUCUUUUCCUGGUAGCAUUUGCUUGGAUGUGUUUGGAAGGUAUCCUUCUCUACAUUAUGCUUAUAGAAGUCUUUGAGGCCGAGUCUCGAAGAACUGCCUUCUACCUUUUUGGUUACGGAAUCCCCGCAAUAAUUGUUGCUGUGUCUUUGGGCCUUGAUUAUACAGGAUAUGGAACAGACCAAUACUGCUGGUUGAGAACAGAUAACUACUUCAUUCUGAGUUUUGUGAUCCCUGUUGGCUUAAUUAUUGUGAUUAAUAUAUCCAUGUUGCUACUUGCUAUCUACAUGAUGCACACACAUGCCAACACAGCAAACUCUAAGGAACGGUCAACAAAGGAAAAAAUUAAGGGCUGGAUCAAAGGAGCAGUGGUGUUGAUAGUCCUACUGGGUCUCACUUGGGGAUUUGGCUUGUUCUAUGUGAACGAGCAGUCAGUUGUUAUGGCCUACAUCUUUACUGUACUCAACAGUUUGCAAGGACUUCUCAUAUUUAUCUUUCAUUGCUUUAUGAAUGAGAAGGUCUGCAAAGAGUACAAGAAGGCUAUAAAGAACUCCUCUUGGAUUCCUGCAUGUAUAAAAUCAAUCUGCAGUGGUGGCGCAGGGGACCGUUCCUCCACUCCCAACCCUUCAACAUCUUCCGGAAAUUUUAUCUCCAAGCUAUGGAGUCGUAAAAGAAAGACUUCAUCGACUAGCAACUCUAUCAAGACGCCCACAAGAGUGAAAAGUCCAGUCAGUGGAGAAACUUGUGGAGAUUCCGAUUACCAGACUUCCAAACAAAUCAUGUCAGAUUACGACUACCCCACACACGUGACUCCUCGUGGCAAACAGUCUCUCUACCAAAAGGACGUGCAAAGUGGAGCAGAUGAACUUUCAACGUUUGACUGCUCUGUUAUUGACAGCGAGCUUGUCAGUGAGUACUGCCAGACGAAUUUGCAGGUGAACCAAGAGCAGAAUCGUCUCAGCCCAGUCAGCUCAAAUGAGUCCCUGACCCCCUCGUAUACUGACUCAAUUGAGAAAAACCGUCUUUCUUUGUUGUCAAAGGAUUCUGACCUGCAAAAGAAUAACUCUUUUUCUUCUGAUAAGGUGCCAGUGCUCGAUGAAGAUCUGAUGAAGCUCGCAGUAAAAGAGAAACUGUAUGACUACGAGACAGAGCCUCUCAUGUACACCAAUAUGAACACGUCCGAAGCAGAACAGAACAUGAUUAAUAACAUGCUGAAUGACGGUGACGUUGGUAUCUCCAAUGGCCCACAGUUAAUGGCUAACCACAACCCCUACAGCAUGCCCUACUGUCAACCAUUACAGGGGAUGGGUGAGGACUGUUCCCAGCAGCUUCUAAUGCAGAGGGGCAUGACCCAUAACAUGCCUUCCAUACCUGGAUAUCCAAUUUACCAUGACUAUUCACAUUCCAAUAAUUAUAGUUCUGCAGAUGUUGGCCUGGCCAAUGGUGGCAGAAUUCCUGCUGAGAGAAUGCAGCAGUACAGAGCAGAUGACCAACUUAAUUCCACUUCUGUCAGACAUGGUGGAAAAAGAAUGGAGAAGCAUCCAAGUUUCUCGGAAUGUUGA